AUGGGUGUGAGUGGUCAAAUGUCGCCGUAUGCUCCGGUAUUUCAUCCCAUGGGAUCCUAUGCAUCCCAUUUAUUAGCUCUAGAGCAAGCGGCUCAGAUAAACAUGCAAUCACCACGUCCCAUUCAUUCGACUCCUGAGGACCUCUACGAUCGACCGGAGAUCUUUAACUACAAGGGCUCGAAGCCGAUGCAACCCCACAUUUACCAUUGCCCAUCGGACAACUGGCAGCGGAACUUACCAUCCCGGGAUUUUUUGACAGAUGCUGUGCAACAGGUAAAAGAUACAGCAGCACCGCAACAACAGAAUGUGCCAUCCCAAGAAUAUAUGGAAAAACAUACAGCCGCGAUAUCCCAAGAAUAUUUGGAGCAACAGGUCCUGGCUGAGGCACCAAUGAGCGGUGAAUAUUGGCGGGACUUUGAACAACCGAUCACUGCUCAAGCUCAACCACAGCUGGUACCGCUGUCCCAUGAGUAUUGGCAUAGUACGGAGCUGCAGGGUGCUGGAUUGCCUGUAACACCCUCACUACCACCAAGCUCUGGAUGUUUUCGAGACCUUGAAAAGCUAAUCGCUACAUUGGCACCACAAAGCCGAGGGCAACCGUUUUCACUACCCCGAGAGUGUUGGCGAGAAGUUGAAUCGAAUGUUAACGGUUUUGCACCAUCACAGCCGCAAUCAGCACCACCGUCACUAGUGCUACCACCGUCAGGACUAGCGAUACCAGCGCCUACCCAUAAUAGCUGGCAGGAUAUGGAUUCGCAGUUGACGAUUGGGACACCACAGCACCUAGAGUAUUGGGCAAAUGUGAAACAACAGCCCGGUACGGCUAUAGGAUCAACCCUGUUACCACACGAUCAUGAUCAAUCCGUACCUCUGGCCCGUGAGUGGCGGUCAAGUGAUUGGUGGUCAGAUAUCGAUCAGAAAUCGGUCACAGGUCAUCCAUCGCUGUGGACGGAAUCGAAGCAAUUGCCAGCACAACAAUCGGCGCUACCGCCAAGCGAUUGGUGGCCAGAGAUUGAGCAGAAGACCGUUACGUUAGCCCCGCAUGUACAGGUACCACUGUACCCUCAAAAUUGCCAUGCCGAAGCGGAGCUGCAACAGUCGCCGUCAGCAUCAACAUCCCGCGAGUGGUGGCAAGCCGCUGCCUUCACACCACAGCAGGAACAGCAUUCGGUACAGCCGGUCCAGCUGGUACAGAGCUGCGAGUGGAAGCCCUAUUCCUAUGCCUCACUCUCCCCAAUGCAUUCUGUGGGAGAAACAAAGGAAGUUUCCGCUUCAGUUGAAAAGAGUAAGCAUGUAGAUACCGCUGGCUCAGCUGAGACCACAGCAUUUCCGAGACCAAGCAGAAGUAGUUCGCCAUCGACGGACUUUCCGUCAUUCGAAGACUUUGCCAGACAGGUGAGUGAUUGCAGCUUGUCCAGCUCGGAGUAUAUCGCGACCCUAAGAAACCUUAUGAUACGUGCUCACAACUUAAUGUUGCCCCUGCUACGAGGUCGUUUCGCCAACAUGACCCAAGUGCAGAUGGCUGCCUACACCACAGCAAUUCUGGAAGUAACGCCAUUGCAUCCGAGUCUCUUUCUGCCGUCAAAUGUGCCACGUCCUUGGAUGAGCAGUGGUGGACGGUACCCGGCGUGUCAUCCGCACAGCUUGACACCGCAGGAUCUGUCGCACACUAAUCCUCGUCCGAUGCUCGUCAAUGCGAGCACCCAGACGGAAUACCACUGUUGGUGCAUGCACAUGAGCAUGUACCCACCGCCACCACUGCAUAUACAGCCUCCACCGCCGCCACCACCACCACCACCACCACCUCCGCCGCCCCGGACUCAGGGUAAUGCGACAGCACACUUUGCCGCACCGAAUGGACCCCGCAUGAUGGCCCCAUGCGGUACUGCACCACUGAGUUUCUGGGGCCGGCCCAUAAUGCCGGUGCAUGCGUAUCCACAUGCCCACCAGAUACCACGGCCACAUGGAUCUCGGUACGGCUUUCGCAUCAAUACGUAUAGUCUGCCGUAUCGGUUUGGACCCGUCGGUAGCAGUCGAUCCCGCCAUAUGGGCAACAUGCCACAAGGCACUGCGAUGCAUCAAGCGGAGCACCAGAGCGAGGACAAUGCCAGCUGGGAGAGGAACUCCAAUAACUCGACAGAGCAAGCGAGGCAACAGAAGGAACAGUCACCGCAGUGUAGCUCCCCAAAUGAAUCCACUGUCCCUCCGUCGAGUAACAAUCCCGAGAUGGAAAACCAUAGACAUCUGGGCAACUCCUCCUCUGUUAGCCAAUGUGGUAGUGGUAGCGGUACCGGUACCGGUACCUCCAGCGAUAGCUCCUCCUCUGUCGAUAUCAAGGUUGAGGACCUUAAAUAUAAAGAGACUGACCAUAAAGAUCAUCAUCAUUAUCAUCUGUCUGUCGAACCAUCUGCAGCCAUCGAGGACAAAGGCCGAAAUGAAUCGACCUCACCGAAUCGAGUGAUUGUGAAGCAGGUGAAUAACAUUUUCCUGCAACCGACGGGACCCGUGAUGCCCACAAUGCCAUUGAUGCCAAUGAUGCACUUCGUGGUGUCGCCGGGCGGCGGUCAUUCAGUGGAUGCACCGUACAUAGUCUAUGAUAUGAAUGAUAAUUACACAGGGACUACAAACUAUGCUCAGCUAAUGCCGAAUAUAAAUAUGAACAUGAAUAUGAAUAUGAACAUUAAUAUGCUGCCCAAUGCAAUGCACCAAGUGCAUGUUAUGUCCCCGGACGUGUCGGGCAUGCCAGACUUAAACAUUUUAAAUCCCCCGAUCAUGGUGCCCCUAUCCUCGAACAUGACGAACUUUAAGCCUCCCAGCGUGACUUUUGCAAGCUUCGACUUGCAUGAGAGCGUCUUAAACGAGGGCUUGCAAACUACAGAGCUCCCCGAUGCACCCCUGAUACAGACGCCAAUCACUGAACCUACAGAUGAGAAGUUAAUCAGCAAUGAGAGCCAUACCAAUGGAGAUACUUUUAAAGAGAGUAUCAUUAAUCCUGAUCAUACUGCAGGUGAUAAUUGUGAUCAAUCAAUCGGCAAGCUCUCAACACAACCAGAAACAAAUUGAUAAGACAUUGAGAGAUACAUUAGACACUAUGUACUGUACUGAAAGCAGGAUUGUUGGCAACUCCUUCAGGUCAACCGCAGGUCAAUCACAAGAACAACACCGUUUCAAUCAAUCGCUGUCAAUCGGUUUGGUUGAGCGAUUCGACGGCGACCUCGCGAAUCGAUUGAUGUGAAUGCUCAAUAGCCUGGUAAUGGAGAAAGGAUCACAAAAGUGAUUGAUAUGGUUACACUUUUUACUGCAUAUCGUAAUUUAAUAAAUAUCCAUUCAUUUAAAUUUCUAAACAUUUGCUAAACUUUUAAAUUUACUCUCUUUGGCCUUUGGAUAUUACAUCAACACACUUAACAUACGAUUGUGACAAACGAUUGAACAUUCAUCAGUAAUUCCAUAUUGUAAAUGAAAUUAUAUUAAUUCAUCAGCAUCAAUCAAUAUAAUAAACUUAAACAAAUAUAAA
Drosophila innubila is the source of this 3514-nucleotide messenger RNA. RefSeq lists its product as uncharacterized. The coding region runs from base 1 to 3063 and encodes 1020 amino acids. Lineage: Eukaryota; Metazoa; Arthropoda; Insecta; Diptera; Drosophilidae. The record is from RefSeq and is a predicted model, not a curated record. The transcript is spliced from 5 exons.